GCGGCAGGACAGGCGUUGCCAUGGCGAGGCGUCUGUGUUUCAGAGCGCGCUGCUGUUGUCUGGGCUGAGCUUUAGAUAGAGAUACUCGUAAAAGUCGAUUAAUUUGUAGAUAAUUAAUGUCUGUGGUCGUUUUCUCUCUGCCUCUGUUUCGCGGUGAGACGCGCUGCUGAGCGGCUGCGCUGUAAAACACUCUUUAACCCGCCGUUGGUAAAAUAAUCCCCGUUAGCUGCUGUUAGCUAGCCAAGUUAGCUAAGCUAACUAGUUAGCUGCUUAGCUAAACCCGCCACCCCGCCGACUGUUAUCCAGCCCGGGAGAGGACAGAUGGAUACCUGAGGAGAAACUGCGGCCUAUCACUUUGAUCCAGACAACAGUAUUGAGGCUGACAGGAGUCUAAACACUUCUAUUGUCAGGUUGGAGAGUGAUCCAGGUUCAGACAUGGAUUCUGAGAAUGAUCUAGAUUUCUUCGAGGAUAACCGAAGGAGAGAGUCUGAGCAGAGCUCACCGUCACGCCACAGAAACAGAAAGGAUUCAGAAUCAUCACUCCACUCAGGAAAGCAGAACGGCAAGUUUCAUAAAAAUUCGGAGAGCUCAUUAGGGGGUCGAGCCCGGAUCAGAACACGAGAGCCAAAGCGGGACCCGGAUCAGGACCGGAUCAGUGAUGAAGAACACAGCAGAGCCUCCUUCUAUUCGGAUGAUUAUGAAAAUGCUUCUCUGUCUGAGAGGUCCUUCUCACCACAGUCUCCCUCACCACCGACACACAGAACAGCCAGGACUCGAAGGAUCUCCAGCAGCCCCUUACACAGAACAGGUGUGCGUAAAGGUGUGUCUCGUCGUCCAGGUGCCCAAGCUUAUCACCCUCAGCAGAGAUCCAGUGGCAUGCGCUCUCAGAGCCUCGGUAAAGAUGCUCCUCCGAAGGAUCUGGAUCUGGUGACCAAGCGCCUGCUCUCUGCACGCCUGCUGAAAAUCAGUGAGCUAAAAAACGCACUGUCUGAACUACGGACGCACGCAGACGAGCUGCAGCGCGAGAACCGCCUUCUCCGCCAGCUGCAGCUGCGUCAUGAGAAGGCAUUGCACAAGUACAGUGACACAGAGAGCGAAAUAUCUCAGCUCAUCUCCCGCCACAACAACGAGACUCAUGUACUGCGCGAGAGACUGCGGCGCAGCCAGGAGAGAGAGCGCACAGCAGAACGCAGCUACAGAGAGGCAGAUGCGCAGCUCCAGCGAUGCCGCAGCCAGCUGCAGAAACUGCAGCAGCUCGCAGACGACCAGAAUCUGGGGGAAAGAGAUGAGCUGAGUCGCAAACUGACCCACGCCCAGGCCAGAGCACAGGAGAGCGACCGCAGGGUCAAAGAGCUGGAGAAGAACUUAGAGCUGAGUAAGGGAAGCUUUCAGAGGCAGCUGGCUGGCGAGCGGAGGAAAACCCAUGAUGCUAUGCAAGAAAUUCAAGCACUGCGGGAGGAAACGGAGAAACUAAGUGCCAUACUUAAGGGGAAAGAAAGGGAGCUGGAUGCAAGAAACAUUUAUGCUAACAGAAUCACGAGAGCGGCUUCAAAGAAAGAGCCUGAAAACCCCAACAAGAAAAAAGGUCUUGCUAAGAUCAGUAGUAAAGCUGUACAUACUGAAGAGCGGGCUCUGUCUCUGGAAUUCCCCUCCCCUCCUCCUGCCAUCACAGACGGCAGCGAGUUUCCUGCUGAUGAUCAGGUUGAUGACUACCUUUCUCUAAAGCAGGAGCAGCAAAGCAGUGAACAGAAGCAGAAGGAGUCAAAAGAAUGGAGAACUCAGGAGAUGGAGAGAGAGCGGGAGAAAGAGCGAGAGCGAGAGAAAGAGGUGGAGCUGGCCUUUGAACGUGAGAGGGAGAGAGAGAAAGAAAGAGAUCGACUCAGGGAAACAGAGAGAGAAUCAGAGAAAGACAGAAUUAAGGUUGAGAAGCAGAGAAUAGACAAGGAGGUCAACUCAAAUGAACAGAAGGGAGCAAGGCCAAGAGACGCAGGGAGGGACAGAGAAGAGAAAAAGCAGAAAAGGUGGAGCCAGUUCCAGAGUGAGGAAGAGCAAAAGAAGUCACAUGAACCAAAAGAUGAUCAGUGGAUGAGAGAUCAGGAACUCCUGGCCAAUCAGGAGCGUGCAGAGGAAGAGCGUCAACGUAAAGAGCAACUUUUGGCUAAGAUGCGUGAAAUUGACAUGCAGACUCAGGGACACGACUCAGACUUCUUCUCAGAUGAGACUGGAAGCAUUCGCUCUCCUCCUCGAUUAUCCGAGCCACGGAACCAGAAUUCCGCCAUCUUCAGCUUCACAGAGCCGGAUGAGGGUGUGGUGGGCACACCUGGAUCUGGGAAAAGGGGUGGAGCUCUCAGAGCACAGAAACCCAGUCAGGAGCUUGACUUUGCUUUUGGCAGCUAUGAACCAUCAUUUGGUAAACCAUCCUCUAGAUCAAGCUUCGGACAUCGCAACCAAAGCCAGCCCAACAGCCAGCUGUCAGGAGAUGGAGAUACAGGGCUGAACCUGAACGGACUAGUGAAAGAGAGGAAGUCCAACCUGAUGCAGCAACUUUUUGGAUCUACAGCGUCAUCAGCUUCCCCUCCUGAGUCUCCUCGCAAGAUGGAGAUCCUGAGUUCUGUCAGCACAGCCAAACCUCAGUCUGCAACCCAGAGUGGAAGAAGGAGGGACGCAGAUACGCCGACCGGACUGAACAUCACCGGUUCUAGCAAGAGUGUUUUUGAAGCUUCUGAGAGUCGUCCUGCGGUUAGGGCCAUUACGUCAUUCGACGACGACAUUGAGGAGGUGACUCUGUGAAAAAGAGAAGUUUUAAUGACCUCACAGGUGGAAAAAUUAGUGUUCAGCAACACAGAGAGGCCAAAAAGGUAGAGAGAUGAACAGAGAUGUUUACAAACCUCAGCAGAUGAGGUUGUAUCCAUCUUCAGGAAGUAUUUUGUGAUUAUUAUACACAUUAGUAUACUUAAUUUAUUAUAUACCUGAAGUUUGUACUGAGUAAACAAUGGCAUUGUCUGAUUAUUUGCAUUAUUUUCCAUUUUGUAUUCUGGGAAGGGCACAAUUCAGGACACAGACUGUUAGGGGUGGCAGAGAAGUCACUUCUAUUUUAUUUCAUAAUUUCAUUUCAUUCUGUGCUUCUCCAGGAAUUUCCCUUUUUCUUUCCGGUCCUUUAAGUUUAUACUAGGCUUGAGAUGUCAUGUUGGCACAUCUAAACCAAAUGUACACAAUAUAAGCACAUUAUAUGGCCACCAUGUGGCCUAGCACCGUCAGGCAUGAGUUUAGUCUCCUAUGCCUUCAGGGCUGACCAAUCAAACUUAACACACUAUCUCAAAAGCACUACCAAUCAAAGACCCUGUUUACCCCUGGUCACUUACAUCACAUGCGUCUUGAGUAUUGGGAUUAGAACUGAAUUGCGUAACAAGCAGGGGUGCACUCGCAUUGGGCACACUCGACACGCCUGCAUCGCAACGUGACUUGCACAGGUUGUAAGAUAGAGCCCCAUGUAUAAAAAUGAAUGUGGCUAAAAAAUCUAAUUGGAUAUAAAGUUACCAGGUGUAAACAGGGUUAUAUUGAGUAAUAUUGAGUUGAGGAAACCCAGAUACUGGAUGUGCCAGAGUAGAGAAACCACUAUAUUACUGCUUCAGUCCCACAAACACUUUGAAAGAAUGAACAAUAAGAGAUUUAUCUCAAAGAACAGUGACCUUUCACAUAAUUAGAUUCACAUCAGAUUUUAGAUCAGUUUAGAACAGUUUUCAUGUCUUUAUUUAUUAUUUGUGAACAGUAUGUUUCUGAUAAUCAUUAAUAUAUUUGUAAAGAAUUGAAAGUACUUUUCCCUCUAGACUAAACUAAAGAGUUUUUGAUCUGAUUUUAGCCUUUUAUAAAUCAUAAUGUGAGAAUAUGAGCACUUGUGAUAUUUUAGCUUACAAAAGAUAAUGAGAAUUCAUGUUUUUUAUGUAUAUAUUUUUGGCGUAUAUUUUUUGUUAAUACAGACUAGUUUAUUAACCACGAAACAGAAAUAUGGUAGUGUGACCUGUAUUAAAAAUAUCUCAGGGUAAGGACUGACGUGGAAAGAGAAGUUUUAACUGUAAAUGUUUUGUAUCGAGCACAGUUGCCAUUAGUUAAACAUUGAAAUUCUUGCAGAAGCAGCACUCCGUUUGAGAAUGUAGUAUCACAAACUUGGAAUAUUAUACACUGACAUGCCAAAAGUCAUGGGAUGACAGUGUGUGAAUUGAUCAUGAAGAGUUGAUCCUGGCAACGGAAUGAAUGGACGGAAGGAAUGCCCAUACCUGUAUAAGUUGUGAGGUGUUAUCUGGCCAGCAUGCUAAUGGCAAGGCCUGAUAGCGGAUGCAGGUGGAUGGGGGCAUUCUGUUCCUUUUCUAAUGUUUUGCAGGCAUUUAACAUGUGAACAGACUCCGGCAGAAAUCACAUCCACAUUAAAUGCUGCAGACACCACACUCACAUUCAUGACUUUUGGCAUGUAAGUGUACACCCCCUGUACACUUCUUUAUCCUGUUAAACAUUUGGAUAUUUGAUCAUUUCAUUGGAAUAAUAUGCAGAGACAAAGGUAACAUAACUAAACACAUGCAGCUGUCUGAGGUUUAAAUAAAACAGGCUCCUCCAAAAAAACUCUCUUAACCAUGUUCAUAUCGUCUGCAGCUGGUGUUAUGUCAAAGCCAGAGAUGUAUAGUAACAAAGUAAAAGUAUUUUAUUCUGUACUAAAAUGCUUUAUCUGUGCCUAAUAGAGGAUUAUUUUUCUUCUACUUUCACUUUUACUUCACUACAUAUUUUGGAUGAGUUUUUACUCUAUUUUACUCUGAUACAUUGUUUAUGUGCUGCAUCAUUACUCUUUACAAUUAUAAACAUUUUAGGAAUCACUCCAAACCCACAUUAUCACUAAAGCCAGAGCAGAGCGGUAGAUGAUCUGCACCGAUCACGAGUUUGAUGAAGCUGCUUAUAAAUGAUUGAAUCAAAAGAUCAAGCUGAUCUUAUAAGAAGACAUAGUUUCUUCCAUUCUUCUUUUUAUUUUGAGAACUUUCCAGUGCUUUCUGUAAUAAAUACACUAAUAACACAGUACUGUACGUUUACUUUCAGUACUUCAAUACUAUUACAUUUUAGAAUAAAGUACAAAAAAGUUUAAAUACUUCUACUAAAGAGUAGAGCUUUAACUUAUGCUCAAGUCACUUUUUUGAUAGAGCACUUGUACUUUUACUCAAGUCUGGGUCUCUAGAACUUUUUACAUCUCUAGUCACAGUGUAGCACAGUGUGUGCAGGAAUACAUUUAGGGGUUUCCUAAUUUUUCCCAUACAUUAAAAAAAAUGCAUUUUUAUUAAUUAUAUUCAUACAUAAAAUGUGUAAAGGUUUCUUCAGUUGUAUGUGUUUUGUUAUAUUACCUCCAUUCAUGGAAUUACUGUUAUAAAUGUUAUUAUAAACUGAUUUAUACAUUUACAUUUAAACAAUUGCUACAGGAGCAUUUGCUCUUAAAUACAAACCAUAAUUAUCUGAGAACUACGCACUUGCACCUUUUUAUCUUUCUUUUAAGUUCUGUCAUCAUGUGUGUUUCAUAUAGUUAAGAAAGGCCCACAGUAUCAAUGUUGUUCAGUGUCUGUUUUUUUGUGACAUGGUAUUUUUUUAUAUUUUGUAUAAAUGUAUAGGACAGUACAUCUCAGUGUUUAUGGUUUAAAAUAUAAGUUUAACUAAA
Molecule: messenger RNA, 5686 nt
Organism: Astyanax mexicanus (Mexican tetra)
Lineage: Eukaryota; Metazoa; Chordata; Actinopteri; Characiformes; Acestrorhamphidae
Gene: lca5
Product: lebercilin LCA5
Exons: 9
Coding region: 436-2790 (784 amino acids)
Biological process (GO): intraciliary transport
Cellular component (GO): axoneme
Source: RefSeq, a predicted model, not a curated record